This is a messenger RNA of Impatiens glandulifera, 661 nucleotides long. Its product is annotated as monothiol glutaredoxin-S9-like. Lineage: Eukaryota; Viridiplantae; Streptophyta; Magnoliopsida; Ericales; Balsaminaceae. The coding region runs from base 55 to 360 and encodes 101 amino acids. The transcript has a single exon. The record is from RefSeq and is a predicted model, not a curated record. Gene Ontology annotation, cellular component: cytoplasm; nucleus.
UCCCACCUGUGGAUUGCAUUGCAUUGCAUCCACUGGUGAGAAAGAAAAACUGAAAUGGAGAGAGUGAGUAGGUUAGUUUCAGAGAACAGGAUUUUGAUCUUCAGCAAGAGCACUUGUUGCUUAAGCUAUGUGGUUCAUGUCCUUUUCCAUGAACUUGGUGCAAAUCCAGUGGUUUACGAGAUAGAUAAAGAUCCAGAAGGUCGGGAGAUGGAGAAGGCUCUUGUUAAGCUCGGCUGCAAAGCUCCGGUUCCAGCUGUCUUCAUCGGAGGCAAUCUGAUAGGUUCCACUAAUGAGGUCAUGUCUCUUCAUCUCAGUGGCUCUCUCAUCCCACUUCUGAAGCCAUUUCGGAUGUCUAACUAAAAAUUCAAUUAAACUUAAUUGCAAAUCUAAUGAAUAAAGAACAGAGUUGGUUGGUCGGUUGGUUGAUUGAUUGCCAAACUUAUUAAUGUAUUGUAAUGUAGUAGCUAUGUGUUUAAUAUUUGGUUUAGUUAGGUUUGUAUUAUUUAGCUUUAAGCAUCAUUUGCAGCCUCUUUUGUCAAGAGAGGAUCAAGAUUGUAGCCUAUUUGCUGCUUAAUUAUAAAUCAAACUAUGUUCUAAUAGUAUUGUAUGUGUAUCCAAUUGCAAGUAUUAUCUAUCCAAGACCCCAAGUCAUGUUCAUGUA